Messenger RNA from Lodderomyces beijingensis, 1452 nucleotides. NCBI's taxonomy places the organism in Eukaryota, Fungi, Ascomycota, Pichiomycetes, Serinales, Debaryomycetaceae. The record is from the annotation of a GenBank genome assembly.
AUGACAACUAGAGUAGAGAUCGAGAAUGUCAUUUUGGAUGCCGGCCCCCUAAUCACCCAGCCGGCAACGUCCUUGCAACGGUUUGGGCAGAACUUUUACACCACGCCGGGAGUCCACUCCGAAUUGAAAGAUGAGCGAGUUCGCCAGCAGUUGCUUUUAUGGGGAGACCGAUUGAAAAUCGUGCAGCCUAGUCAAGAGAGCAUUAAUGCAGUGAUCAAGUUCUCCAAGCUCACAGGUGACUAUGCUGUGUUGUCGGUGAACGAUUUGCAUAUCAUUGCGUUGGCCUAUGAGCUCCAUGUCAAAAAUGUUGCAAAGUUGCGAAGUUUCCCCGGGGAGGUAUUGGAAGAGCAGGAGACCGCUAAGCAGGGGCAGGGCCAAGGCCGGGGCGAUCACUCUGGAGAUGCUGAUGGUGAUGGGUUUGUAGUGGCAAAGAAGGGACGCAAGAGAGGAGGGAAACGGCAACGUGAAAAGCGGAUGGCGGAGAUGCAAAAAUUGCAAGAUGCAGCAGGGGACAGCGACCAGCACCAGCACCAGCCAGAAAGUGCAGCCUCCUCGAGCCAAGAGGAAGAGAGCGAACCUGUUGGCGAGACAGUUGCCGCUGGUGAUAUCAACGACAGCGACGUCUCGCGGACGCUGGAUACCAAGCCUCAAGAGUCGGCACAAGCAAGCAGCGAUGUAGCUAUUGAGGAACAGAACACAAACAACGACGACGAUGUCGUUGCGGAGGAAUACAACGACGACGACGAUGAUGGAGAAUGGAUAACGCCAGAAAACCUCCAAGAGGAAAUUUUGAAAGACCAAGACGAGCAAGUUCAAGACGCGGGAAACGCGCCCUUGGUUAAAGUUGCUCUCGCGACGGGGGAUUUUGCAUGUCAAAACGUAGCCAUGCAACUAGGAAUCAACUUGUUGAACACAAUGUCUGGGAAGCAGAUCAAACGCGUGCGCAACUACAUGUACCGGUGUCAUGCAUGUUUCAGAUUGACCCCAAUCAGCAAAGACGGCAGGCCCAAGCAUUUCUGUCCCAAAUGCGGCGGCGAUACUUUGAUCAGAUGCGCCGUUUCAGUAGACAACAGAACAGGAAAGAUUACGCCUCAUUUGAAAGCCAACUUCCAAUGGAUCAAGAGGGGCGAAAAAUACUCGCUUCCUUCGCCCUUGAGUAAAAACCAGCAGAGGUUGCAAGGCAAAGGUGGCUAUCAACACAAUAAGCAAAACAGGCACAAGUCGCAACAGAACCCGUUGAUCUUGCGGGAGGACCAGAAAGAGUACCAGCAAGCCUUGAAGAACGACGACUGGGAGCGGAGACAGAAUGAAAAAAUGUUGGAAAAUUGGAUCGGAGGUGGCAGUGCGGAUAACUAUGUCAGUCCCUUUGGAACAAUGAACACCAUUCGACCCUCUGGUGUCCAUGUAGGCAAAGGCCGUUAUGUCAAUUCCUCCAAAGGUAAGAAUAAAUAG